Molecule: messenger RNA, 2246 nt
Organism: Gamsiella multidivaricata
Lineage: Eukaryota; Fungi; Mortierellomycota; Mortierellomycetes; Mortierellales; Mortierellaceae
Exons: 6
Coding region: 192-2162 (656 amino acids)
Source: RefSeq, a predicted model, not a curated record
CUGCCAUUGCUGCCAAGGAAAAGGAGGUGGCAAGAAAGAAACACCAGGUCAGGACUUUAAGGGGUCGAACUGAGGUGAGUGGUUUAUGCAUGUCUGUGCUAUUCAUGCGCAAAAAAGAGAACCUGAAAUCUUUGGCAGUAAACUGACCUUAUGCCCUUUAUCAUCUUGUAUAAUAAUGAAUCCUGCAGCGCAUGCGUUUUGAACACGAGCUGAAAGCCCAGGAAUUGAUCAAGAAGGGCGCUGAAAACAAAGCGGCGAAUGAUGCCGAGCUCGCAUCUCUUCAGCAGCAACUCGUCGCCGCUGUUGAGAAACAUAACGAUGUGAUCGUUCUCCGUGAGAAGCUAGAAGAGACCAAGGCCUUGCAUGCUACGACUAUUGAAGAGCUCAACAGGAUUCAUGAUGAUAAGUUGCAGAGUUUGGAAUCGGAACUGCAAAUGGCGAAGCAGCAACGGCUCAGAGGCUCGAAUUUGAGUGGCCAUGUCCAAGAUUUGGAGGAGAUCAUGGAGACUCACGAACAGGAACUGACGAGGUUGCUGAAAGAGCACCAGCAAGAGAUUGAUGCAGUCAAUGCUGAUUUCGACAAUCAAAAGAAGCAGGAGGUGGAAGAAUACGAGACGGAAGUGAAAGAGCGUCUCGAUUCAGAGUUAGAGCAAAUCAAGGCCUCCCAAGCGUCUCUUCUCAACGACCGCCUCGGUACCGAAUCCAACAUGUCUGAAGUCUUGCAGGAAAGGCAUGACCGAGCCUGGGAGGAUCUGAAGGUCAAGACCGCGAAGGAGCAUGCGCAUUACCUGAGCGCGGUCCAGAAUAAGCACCAGAGUGAACUCUCACGAUUGGAGGUUAAGCAUGCUGCAAGCACCACCGAACUCGAGAAGAAGGUCGCCAAGCUUCAGCAGAAGUACGAUACCGACAUGAUGUCCAUCCGUUCUAAAGCGGACACGAGUGUUGAGGAGCUCAAGAACAAACAUGAGAACGAAAUCAAGGCGUGUGCUGAAAAGCACGCAGCAGAGCUGGUUGCAAUGGAGUUAUCCACCAAGGACAAUAUGCAGUCAGAAUUAGAUGCGGUUCAAAAGAACUUUGCUUCGUUCGUUGCAGAUAUCCAGGGUACUCAGGAUAACGCCAUGAGGAGUCUGGAGAAUGGAUACGAGACCCGGAUCGCAGAGCUGAUUGUCGGGCAUGAGAACCGAGUCCGUGAACUGGAGAACGAGGCCAAUGAGCAGGUUCAGCAGGAGCUUGAGAGGGUCGAAAUGGAGUUUGAGAUUGAUCGCGAGCGUCUUGCAGAGGAGCAGGCAAAGAAGAUUGCGGAGCUGAAGGCGGCACAUGAGGUUACCUUGGAACAGUUGGAGGAUCAGCUCACCAAGGCAGAGGACCGUGCCAAGGAGUUGAUUGCGACGAUUAAGCGGACGAGACAGACGCAUGAGAUGGAGAUGAGUGAAGUCAAAGCUGACCUGGAGGCACAGCUGAGUGCUGUUGAGAUCUCGAUCGAAGCACUGGUUAUUUCUAAACAGCAGGACGAUAAGGGUAGAGCAGAGACAUUGGAGGCUGGACAUGCUACGGUCAUCAGCGCCAAGAAAUCGGUGCAUGAGAUGAACUUGAACGAGGCACUCACCAUGAAAGAAACGGCGUGGAGAACCAAGACCGAGCCUUUGCUUAGGGAAAUCGAGAUUAUGCGUGAGCGACUUCAAGAUACCCAAUCGGAGCGCGAUAAGGCCCAGUCCGCCAUGAAGGCCAUGGAAAUCCGCCUAAAAGAGGAGUAUGGAGCGGCCUUGGAAGGAUUGAACAGGGACCACAGUUCACGGGUAGAGCAGCGUCAACAAGCAGCACACGCGCGCGCGGAUAGGCUGAUGAAGCCGCACUCAGACAAUGCAGACGUACACGAAAGCAAGCUGGCGGAUCUGUUGACCUCGCAUCACCAGAAACUGCAGACCAUGAACGACCAGCACCAGGCGGUGUUGAAAGUCCAGGAACAGACGAACCAGGGUCGUGUCAAGGCUCUACAGCAAUCUAUUGAGGCGUUGAGCAUCAAGGCUGGUGGGUCUGAAACAAUGGUGUCCUUGCAGAAACUCGCGGAACUCAAGAAACAAAACGAGCUUUUAAAGGGCGAGAAUCAACAGCUGGAGAGCAUGGUGAAGCAGCUGCAGGGCUCGAUGACCACAAUCGCGUAACGACAUAACCAGACCAAAUAUACCAGGCGAGCCAAGUGCGCGGCCAUAGUUAAUAGAUACAUCUCGGUAAAUAAUUAUAUGAAG